Messenger RNA from Oryctolagus cuniculus (rabbit), 2237 nucleotides. The record is from RefSeq and is a predicted model, not a curated record. NCBI's taxonomy places the organism in Eukaryota, Metazoa, Chordata, Mammalia, Lagomorpha, Leporidae.
UUCUGAGGACAGUGACCUCUGUGUCCAUUCAUCACACCCGGCACGCAGACCUGUCGCCUCCCAUCGGAACCCGCCCCCACGCCCCGUGGCCAUGGCCAGGCUGCUUCGUCCUUGCUGCUGGCCCUUCCAGGCCAUGGCCCCUCCCCUGCCACAUCCCCUCACCACCACCACCAACACCACCACACCGCCCCCCCCUUAAGUCUUGCCCACAGUUAACUCAUUUUCUCAGACUGCUUCCAAACAUAAGUCAACGCUGGACAGAGCUGUAGGAAAACCUUCCUCAAUGCUGGCCCCAGGAACCAAGCCCUGCGGUCGCAUGAAACCCAUCGCUGGGAACAGCGGCCAGAAUCCACCCAUUGCUGAGGAGGGAGCCCAUGGAGCCCACACGGAGUCCCCUGAGCCCCACCAGAAGGCGCCUACCAGGCCAGCUUUAAGGAAAGAGCGGCCCCCAGCAUCCCUGGAGCGGAAGCAGCUUCAGAACAAGGGGCUGGGCCCCAAGCGAGCUUCGCCCCAGGCCACGGCUACCUUGGGGACCGGGACAGAGAAGCCUCGCACUGAGAAGCUUGUGUCCUUGCCAGCCAGCAGGGGCCUUCGAGCGGAAGAGGGGGUGGUGGCUCCUGAGGAGGGCCAGAGCAGGAAGGCAGGGGGCCAGGAAGCCAGGCGAAGAGGCCUGAAGGCCAGGAGGCCCCCGAAAGGGGCUCCCCGCCAAUCUGGGCUGGGGACUUGGCAGCGCCAGAAGAAGCACCGCAGAGGCUGGGUCAGCAGCAGCAGCCCCACAGAGGCCACUGGCGGUGGGCAGGGCAGGCCAGGAAGCAGGCGAGGACACGGGCCUGGCGCUGCAGAGCCAGGCACCCCAGAGCACACCAUGCCCUCCCUGCCAGCCUCAUGCGUCCUGGCCCAGGCGGCCAUUGCCUGCCGCAACGUCAAGAUGAAGCACGUGCCAGCCCUGACCGACCCGGGCCUGACCACACUCUACCUGGCAGAGAACGAAAUUGCCAAGAUCCCGGCCCACGCGUUCCGGGGGCUGCCGAACCUGGAGUGGUUGGACCUGAGCAAGAACAAACUGGAUGGCCACGGCCUGCACCCCCAUGCCUUCAAGAACCUGACACGGCUGAAGCGGUUGAACCUUGAUGGGAACUUGCUGUCCACAGUGCCCGCCCUGCCCGCCUCCCUGCUGGAGCUCAAGCUCAAUGACAACCUGCUGGAGGGUCUGCAGAAGGGCAGCUUCCAGGGGCUCAGCCACCUGCUGACGCUGGAGGUAGAAGGCAAUGAGCUGCGGGAUGGGGACAUCUCCCCUUUGGCCUUCCGGCCUCUCCGCAGCCUGCUUUACCUGAGGCUGGACCGGAACCAGCUGCGGACCAUCCCACCAGGCCUGCCGGCUUCCCUGCAGGAGCUGCAUCUGGGCACCAACCUCAUCGAGGAGGUGACAGAGGGUGUGCUGAGGCACAGCCACAGCCUCGGCGUGCUGGUGCUUAGCAACAACCGGCUCCAGGAGGACCGGCUGGCGCCCCGGGCUUGGAUCGACCUCCCGAAGCUGGAGACCCUCGACCUCUCCCACAACUGGCUGGUGCACGUGCCCUCCUUCCUGCCUCGGGGCCUGAGGCGUCUGCUGCUGCACCACAACCUCAUUGAGCGCAUCCCCGGCUACGUGUUCGCGCACAUGAAGCCCGGCCUGGAGUUCCUGCACCUGUCUCACAACAGGCUACGUGCCGACGGCGUGCACGCCGUGUCCUUCUGGGGCCUGCGUGGCUCCCUGGCUGAGCUGCUGUUGGAUCAUAACCAGCUGGAGGCCGUCCCCCGAGGCCUCCUGGGUCUCAGGGGGCUGCAGGUGCUGCACCUGAGCCACAACAACAUCAGACACGUGCCCCUCAAUUCCAUCUGUGACACACGCGUGGCCCAAGACUCCAACCUCAUCUCCACGCACCUGGAGAACAACCUCAUUGACACGCGCCGCAUCCCGCCCACUGCCUUCUCCUGCAUCCGGGCCUACCACAGCGUUGUCCUCCAGCCCCAGCGGAGGGAGCCCUCCUAGCCCCGCCCUGCCUGCCGGCCUUGGACACACACAGCGCUCACUGGGGCAACGGCCCAGACCCGAGCUGGGAGAAAGAUCCAGAAGCCCUGCUGUGUGAGAAGCACCCACUUCCCUGUUGCGCUCAUGAGGCCCCUUGGCUUAGCAAACGGCCCAGCAGGGAGUGAGGGGGCGAUGCUGGUUUGAACUUGAACGUAAUAAACGCAUC